Molecule: messenger RNA, 1020 nt
Organism: Oldenlandia corymbosa var. corymbosa
Lineage: Eukaryota; Viridiplantae; Streptophyta; Magnoliopsida; Gentianales; Rubiaceae
Source: the annotation of a GenBank genome assembly
AUGGAAGGGAGAAAAGCAUCUGCUGCAGAAGCAUCGAUGAUGCUUGUUGACUUUCUGUGUAGACAUCCUUGCAUUGAUGACUGUUUGCCACUCGGCAUACUGCUCGCUGGGUGGGAGAAUGAAUUGGGACCUCAACUGUAUAAAGUGGACGCCAAGGGGAAACUGGGGGAACUGUCAGUAAUAAACUAUUACUUGCUAGUGGGUCUGCUUCAUUGGAUAGUGGGUCUGUUCCAUUUGAGGGUUUUUUUGCAUUGUGCCUUUCCAACAUGUUCGUUACUGCUACUCGUGCUACCGAGUUGGCCAGGGAUGCACUCUAUCAUGGUCUACGUGCAGCUCCUUGAAGUGGUGAAUGUUUCAGGGAUGAAUGGUGGUGAUGAUCUUAAGUAUCGAAAGGGAACAGCAUUAGGUUUUGUUUUCAAGGAUGAAGGGAUUAUAGUAUCCCUUGAUCAUUCAAACAAAUUAUAUCCAGAAAAUGACAGGCUACUUAAUUCGCAUCUGUUUGCCAUGUGUCGGCGUUUUGAACUCGAAGAAGGGAGAAGAGCUUCUGCUGCUGAGACAUCGAAGUGGCUGGCUGACCAUCUGGCUUGUAAUCCUUGCUCUGAUCCCCUCUUGUCUCUAGAUGGGCUAAUCACUGGGUGGGACAGCGAAUCGGGACCGGCCUUGUAUAAGGUGAAUGCUAAAGGGACACUGUUGAAUAGACCAUCAUUUGGCUCUGGAAAUGCUACACACGGAUGUUCUCAUUUUGUCAUUCACACUCAAAACAGUUUGCGCUCAAAGAUGGGUUCAGGUAAUUCAGCCUGUUAUAACUUGUCCGUGACUGAUGCGAUAAAGUUGGCCCGAGCUGCACUGUGUCAUGGUGCUUUAUUAGUUUCUUGUCAUGGGGAAUUUUGCAGUGUUUUCCACGUUGGAAGUGAUCGGGUUAAACAUGGAAUCGUGAGCGAGGGUAUAAGAGAAUGGCAAGAAAAGUACUUGAAUGAAGCUGUUGAGUUAGAAAAGCGUUUUUAUCACCAAUUUUCUUAA